AUGGCGAAGACCUACGACUACCUGUUCAAGCUGCUGCUGAUAGGAGACAGCGGCGUGGGGAAGACCUGCCUGCUGUUCCGCUUCAGUGAGGACGCCUUCAACACCACCUUCAUCUCCACCAUCGGGAUUGAUUUUAAGAUCCGGACGGUGGAGCUGGACGAGAAGAGGAUCAAACUCCAGAUCUGGGACACGGCGGGUCAGGAGCGCUUCAGAACCAUCACAACUGCCUAUUACAGAGGUGCCAUGGGCAUCAUGCUGGUUUAUGACAUCACUAACGAGAGAUCCUUCGACAACAUACGGAACUGGAUACGCAACAUAGAGGAGCACGCGUCGGCAGAUGUGGAGAAGAUGAUUCUGGGAAACAAGUGCGACAUGAACGACAAGAGACAAGUUUCCAAGGAGAGAGGAGAGAAGCUGGCCAUUGACUACGGGAUCAAGUUCCUGGAGACCAGCGCCAAGUCCAGCAUCAACGUUGAGGAGGGCUUCCUCACACUCGCCAGAGACAUCAUGAGCCGACUCAACAGGAAGAUGAAUGACAGCGGCCCUGCAGGUGGAGGAGGGCAGGUGAAGAUCACAGAGUCUCGCUCCAAGAAGAGCCUGUUCAGAUGCCUGCUGCUGUAGGCGGAGCCUCCUGCUGCCGACCAAUCAUCUCUGGACUCUUGAAGAGACUUAAUUGGCUCCUCCUUCGGU
Molecule: messenger RNA, 690 nt
Organism: Cyprinodon tularosa
Lineage: Eukaryota; Metazoa; Chordata; Actinopteri; Cyprinodontiformes; Cyprinodontidae
Product: ras-related protein Rab-8B
Exons: 8
Coding region: 1-621 (206 amino acids)
Biological process (GO): protein secretion; Golgi vesicle fusion to target membrane; protein localization to plasma membrane
Cellular component (GO): trans-Golgi network transport vesicle; plasma membrane; endosome
Molecular function (GO): GTP binding; GTPase activity
Source: RefSeq, a predicted model, not a curated record